This is a messenger RNA of Kwoniella botswanensis, 1746 nucleotides long. RefSeq lists its product as uncharacterized. The record is from RefSeq and is a predicted model, not a curated record. Gene Ontology annotation, cellular component: membrane. Gene Ontology annotation, biological process: amino acid transmembrane transport. The transcript is spliced from 8 exons. Bases 1 to 1746 code for a protein of 581 amino acids. Gene Ontology annotation, molecular function: L-amino acid transmembrane transporter activity. NCBI's taxonomy places the organism in Eukaryota, Fungi, Basidiomycota, Tremellomycetes, Tremellales, Cryptococcaceae.
AUGUCUUUUUCAUCUAGUCAAGAGAAAAGCCUCAGCUCACCAGAGGCAGAGGUUACUCCUGGAGGAGAUCAUGUUUUAGGUGUACCCGAAUUCUAUAUCGAUGGAAAGGUAAAUUUCGUCGGUGAACAAGGUGGAAAUGGUGCUCAGGCUACUAUCCAAGAUGUAUCUGGCGCUCCAGUCGAAAGUCAGAACCCCCUUGGAUACUCUGUUGGCUGGUGGUCAGCUCUGUUCUUGAAUAUAACCAUGUUGAUUGGGACUGGUAUAUUUUCCUUCCCAUAUACAGCUUCCAGUCUACUAAAAUCACUCGGGUCCGUCGGUCUAGCAUUGAUUUAUUGGCCAAUUGGUUUGCUCAUCUCCUUGGCUGGUAUUUCGGUGUACUUGGAAUUUGCUUCCUACUUCCCCUCGCGAUCAGGAGCAGAAGUGGUAUACCUAGAACAAGCAUUCAGAAAACCGAAGUACUUCUUCCCCGUGGCGUUCGCAGUUCAGACUGUCAUCCUCUCUUUCGUCAGUUCGAACGUGAUUGUUGUUGCGGAAUACAUCUUCAAGAUGACUGAUCAUACACCUUCCGAUUGGGAAUCAAAGGGAGUAGGCAUCGCGGCAUUGACCAUCAUCUGUCUCCCUAUCUGGUUCAGCACCAACUUUUCAUUACGUCUUUCCAAUUUCUGCGGUAUCGCCAAGAUUAUCACUAUGCUUUUAAUCAUUAUACCAGGCUUUGUGGCAUUGGGAGGUCACCUCAAAGCUGUUCCCGAUCCAAAGGCGAAUUUCCGAAACGCUUUUGAGGGCACAAGAAAUAACGGAUACAGUCUGUCCAACGCUUUGGUCAGUAUCAUCUUCUCUUACGGUGGUUAUACAAACUCUUUCAAUGUGGCAAAUGAAAUAAAAAAUCCGAUCAAGACGAUAAGGAGGACGGCAAAUACAGCGGUCAUUUUCGUGGCGAUUCUGUACAUGUUGGCGAAUAUUGCUUAUUUUGCUGUUUUGACUAAAGAAGAAAUUAAAGGAUCGACCCAAGUUACAGCUAGUAUCUUCUGGGAAAAGCUCUUCGGCGACAGAGCCGCAAAGGGUCUCACGAUCUUACCGGUUCUCAGUGCUUCCAGUAACAUCUUGACUACGAUGGUGGGACAUACCAGGAUGAUCCGAGAGAUCGGUCGACAAGGUGUGUUACCUUACCCUAGAUUUUGGGUUACUACUUGGCCCUUCGGUACACCCACCGGAGCAAUCAUUGCCAUCUGGGUUGUAUCUUUCAUCAUCAUCGUUGCUCCACCUGCAGGAAGUGCCUUCAACUUCAUCGUUGCACUGCAAAAUUACCCUUCUUCAUUCUUCUUGGCAUUGAUGACAUUGGGAUUGUUCAUCGUUAGAAGGGAUAGGAAAAGGUUAAACCUCCCCAGACCGGAAUAUCGAAGUUGGACCAUAGUGGUUCUGUUCUUCUUGGCCGCCAACUUAUUCUUGAUUAUCAUGCCAUGGGUGCCUCCCAGCGGUGGUAUCAACAAUAGUUCUUUUGGUUUCUUCUAUGGGGCUUCAUCGUUGGCAGGAUUAGGAAUUGUAUUCCUCUGUGCUUUUUAUUUCGUACUUUGGUCAAAAUUGUUACCUAAAUUAGGUGGAUAUCAAUUACGCCAAGUGGUUAUUUCCCUUCCGGAUGGGUCAAUCUCCCAUCAGCUCAUCAAAGUCAGGAAUGACGAAGUGGACGAAUGGGAUCUGAAACACGAUCUCAGUGGAAGAUCUCUGAGGGAGUAUGAAUACCGGGCUUAG